This is a messenger RNA of Ilyonectria robusta, 1149 nucleotides long. Its product is annotated as thiamine diphosphate-binding protein. Bases 1 to 1149 code for a protein of 382 amino acids. The record is from RefSeq and is a predicted model, not a curated record. Gene Ontology annotation, biological process: pyruvate decarboxylation to acetyl-CoA. The transcript is spliced from 2 exons. Lineage: Eukaryota; Fungi; Ascomycota; Sordariomycetes; Hypocreales; Nectriaceae. Gene Ontology annotation, molecular function: pyruvate dehydrogenase (acetyl-transferring) activity.
AUGUCCCGCCUUCUCCGGCCCGCAGCUCGCCUAGCUGCCUCGACCCGAGCCUUCGCUAAGGUACCCGCUGCUCCCUCCUUCGCCCAGCGCGCCGUCAUCCGUCCCGUCGUCUUCGGUUCCUUCCAAACCCGCUCCUACGCCGAUAACGCCUCCGGUGUCAAGGAGUACACCGUCCGAGAUGCCCUCAACGAGGCCCUUGCCGAGGAGCUCGAGGCCAACGACAAGGUCUUCAUCCUUGGCGAGGAGGUCGCUCAGUACAAUGGUGCCUACAAGGUUACCAAGGGUCUUCUCGACCGCUUCGGUGAGAAGCGUGUCAUUGACACUCCCAUCACCGAGAGCGGUUUCACUGGUCUGGCCGUUGGUGCUGCUCUCAGUGGCCUCCACCCCGUCUGCGAGUUCAUGACCUUCAACUUCGCCAUGCAAUCGAUCGAUCAGGUUAUCAACUCGGCCGCCAAGACCCUCUACAUGUCCGGUGGUAUCCAGCCCUGCAACAUCACCUUCCGUGGCCCCAACGGCUUCGCCGCUGGUGUCGGUGCCCAGCACUCCCAGGACUACUCCGCCUGGUACGGAAGCAUUCCCGGUCUCAAGGUCGUCUCCCCCUGGAGCGCCGAGGAUGCCAAAGGUCUUCUCAAGGCCGCCAUCCGCGACCCCAACCCCGUUGUCGUCCUCGAGAACGAGCUGUUGUACGGCCAGUCCUUCCCUAUGUCUGAGGCUGCCCAGAAGAGCGACUUCGUCAUCCCCUUCGGCAAGGCCAAGAUUGAGCGCUCCGGCAAGGAUUUGACUGUUGUCACUCUGUCCCGCUGCGUCGGCCAGUCCCUGAUCGCCGCCGAGAACCUGAAGAAGAAGUACGGCGUCGACAUCGAGGUCAUCAACCUGCGAUCCAUCAAGCCCCUCGACCUCGAGACCAUCGUCCAGUCCAUCAAGAAGACCCACCGUCUCCUCGUCGUUGAGUCCGGCUUCCCCGCCUACGGUGUCAGCUCUGAGAUCCUCGCCCUGAGCAUGGAGUACGCCUUCGACUACCUUGAUGCCCCCGCCCAGCGAGUCACUGGUGCUGAGGUCCCUACCCCCUACGCCCAGGGACUUGAGGAGAUGAGCUUCCCCACUGAGCAGCUGAUUGAGGACUACGCUGCCAAGCUGCUACGAUUGUAA